AUGGUCGCUUACCUGGAGCAGAUAUUCUCCAAGAGGCUCGAUGCCAUGCAGUCCAUGAUAGAGAGGCUCCCAGGAGUACCUCCCCCCAUCCGGAAGAGCAACCCCGACUCUUAUGCCGAUACUCCUUUCACGGAUGAGAUCACAUUGAUCGAGAUGCCCAGGAAGUUCUACUUCCCCAGCAUAAAGGCGUAUGACGGCACCACUGAUCCGGACGACCACGUUGCCCAAUACAGACAAAGGAUGCUCGCCGUAGCACUCCUAAAGGAGUCGCGUGAAGCUACCAUGUGCAAAGGGUUCGGCUCAACCCUGACCGGACCCGCUCUGCAAUGGUACAUCAACCUACCCUCCAGGUCCAUAGCCUCCUUCGCAAUUCUCAGCAAUAAGUUUGUGGAACAAUUCGCCAGCAGCAGGGACCUGAAGAAUACCUCUGAUGGCCUCUACGAAAUCCUCCAGCACCGGGCGGAACCCCUACAAAGCUACAUACCCCGCUUCAAUCAAGAUAAGGUGGCUAUUCCUGAAUGCAGCAUCCCCACUGCUAUCUAUGCCUUGAAAAGAGGCCUACUCCCCGACGGGGACUUCUAUAAGGAGUUAACCAAAUACCAGUGCAAAACCAUGGAAGACGUCCUAUCUCGAGCCUGGGCGCAGGUAAAAUGGGAGGAAGAUGUCGCCAGCCGCGCUAAGGCGCAACAAAAGCAAGAUCCCAAGACGAUCAGUCCAGACAGAACCGAGCGAGAUGAGAAACCCUCUCAAAUACCAGCCAGGGACUCCGGAUAUCGAAACCGGGGCAGAUACCAGAACCGGCCGAUCGAGAAGGUAGAAGGGAUGACAGUGUGCACGUGGCCAGACAUCUCUCACCUCUCUGUCUGA
This is a messenger RNA of Brassica napus (rape), 867 nucleotides long. RefSeq lists its product as uncharacterized. Lineage: Eukaryota; Viridiplantae; Streptophyta; Magnoliopsida; Brassicales; Brassicaceae. The transcript has a single exon. The record is from RefSeq and is a predicted model, not a curated record. The coding region runs from base 1 to 867 and encodes 288 amino acids.